Orbicella faveolata is the source of this 831-nucleotide messenger RNA. Its product is annotated as pterin-4-alpha-carbinolamine dehydratase 2-like. Gene Ontology annotation, biological process: tetrahydrobiopterin biosynthetic process. Gene Ontology annotation, molecular function: 4-alpha-hydroxytetrahydrobiopterin dehydratase activity. The record is from RefSeq and is a predicted model, not a curated record. NCBI's taxonomy places the organism in Eukaryota, Metazoa, Cnidaria, Anthozoa, Scleractinia, Merulinidae.
UUCUACUGACACCUUGAUCGCGCGGUUGCGAAAUAUGAACAAGUUGUUCGUGCAGGGCUGCUCACGUGUAAAGUACUUUAGGGUUUUGAGAACUUUUCCAGCCAUGGCUUCACCAAAAUCCACCAAACUAACAGCUGAAGAGAAAGAAACAGAACUUCAGCCCCUGAAAGAAUCAGGCUGGACAGAAGUUGAGGGACGUGAUGCUAUUUACAAGGAGUUCAAAUUCAAGAAUUUCAACCAGGCUUUUGGUUUUAUGACUCGUGUGGCUCUCAUGUCUGAAAAAAUGGAUCAUCAUCCGGAAUGGUUUAAUGUGUACAGCCGAGUCCAGAUAACCUUGUCAACCCAUGACUGUGGGGGGCUGUCUGCAAAAGAUGUCAAGCUGGCAAAAUUUAUGGAGAGAGCUGCAGGGUCUAUGGGACAGUAAUGGAUAGUGGAAAAUCAAAUUUGUCAUCAAGUAAUGAACUUAUUUAGUUGAAAAAGAAGGUGUAACCAUUUUAUUAACUCAAAUACAAUUUCCCUUUCAGAGUAAGAAGCAGAUUUGAACUAGUGUUGAACUUUAAAAAUAUGUUGUGACUAUGACAACUAGGACUACGAAAUCAAGAGCACAGAUGAUGAAUGAAGAGUUUAUACAAAGUCUCUUGAAAGUGUUGAGUCUUAAAAUCUUAUUUCCUAUUUCAAACUGAGAUCUGGAGGAAGUAUGCUAGUGUUUAUUCUUGCCAUGUGGCUUAUGUACUGGAACAUUAAAGACAGAGGUGAAUAGAAGAAAUGCAGCCUGGAAGAGGUGUGAGGAAGCCAUGAUAAGAAUGAAAACAAUUUAUUUUUGAAACAAAA